AUCCCUGCACUUUAAAUCCAUGUAAACACGAUGGAAAGUGUACAGUGACAAGUUACGGAUAUGAGUGUUCUUGUGAAUCUCCGUACUCGGGAAAAGAAUGUGAAGAGGAUCUCUGCAGAUCAAAUCCGUGUAAAAAUGGAGGAACAUGCUAUGUAGCUAACGGUGUUGUGGAUUGCAAAUGCAAAGUACCCUAUUUUGGAAACCUCUGCGAGAAAUAUCCCUGCACACCAAAUCCUUGCCACAAUGGUGGAAAAUGUGAAAUCAUCCCUUCCGGAUAUAAAUGUUCUUGUAAGACUCCAUACUCUGGAAAAAACUGCGGAAAAGAUCCCUGUGAUCCAAAUCCUUGCAAGAAUGCAGGCAGUUGUAUAGUUUAUAAUGGAGAUUAUUUUUGCGUCUGUCAACACCCGUAUUCAGGCAGAUUCUGUGAAGAAGAUCCCUGCAGCUCAAGACCUUGUCAGAAUGGAGGCAAAUGUAGCGUUAUUGAUGGAGAAUAUGACUGCACCUGCCCACUCUUCUACUCAGGGAAACAAUGUGAAAAAAUGUGCUCAUGCGGUCAAAAUUCAUCUUGUUUCUUCGACGAAAAUGGGUUCAAGCGGUGCGUCUGUAUAGAUGGCUAUGAAGAAAUCAACGGAGUAUGCAAAGAAGCGUGCGAUAUUUAUCCAUGUGUGCAUGGGACAUGUGUUAAAACUGCAGGAAAAGGAGUUUUCUGCAAGUGCGAUGAGAAUCACAAAGGUAUUUCCUGCGAUGUCCAAGUGGAUAAAAUUACAGAAAACAGGAAAGAAAUCACUGCAGUUCUCAUUCUUCAAGGAGCUGUGCUAAUUGUAACAAUGGCUGUGUUAAUAAGUUUUUGCUAUGUGUACUGCAGAAAUUGCAGGAAAGGCAUGAAUAAGAAGAUAAUGAAAAUUGAUACAGUUUCUUGAAAAUCACUUUAAAAGAAAUCCGGAAAUAACAGAAAUGAACAUGACACAUUAUAUUUACAAGAUGCUCUUCAUAUGACUGAACAUGCUAAUUAUUAUGGUAUAAAAAUGUGAUGUUUACUUGAUUUGCAUAAUAUUUGAUUUAAUGUAAUAAACUUUACCUGCAAGUCAGAAGUUCUAAUAAAAUCCAUUGCCUUUAUCA
This is a messenger RNA of Stegodyphus dumicola, 1119 nucleotides long. RefSeq lists its product as uncharacterized. Lineage: Eukaryota; Metazoa; Arthropoda; Arachnida; Araneae; Eresidae. The record is from RefSeq and is a predicted model, not a curated record. Gene Ontology annotation, molecular function: calcium ion binding.